This is a messenger RNA of Ciona intestinalis (vase tunicate), 4493 nucleotides long. Its product is annotated as lysophosphatidic acid receptor 3. Gene Ontology annotation, molecular function: G protein-coupled receptor activity. Gene Ontology annotation, cellular component: membrane. The record is from RefSeq and is a predicted model, not a curated record. Gene Ontology annotation, biological process: G protein-coupled receptor signaling pathway. NCBI's taxonomy places the organism in Eukaryota, Metazoa, Chordata, Ascidiacea, Phlebobranchia, Cionidae.
AAGCUGUUAUUUAGGGGGGUAUUACAGCUUUUUAAAAACGAUACUGAAAUCAUGAAAUUGAAACAACGAAGUAAAAGGAAUUAACAGCAAAACAGCAGUUGUUAAAACACGCUAUGAAAAAGAAAUGUGAAAAGACGUCAUUUAAUAAGCGCGGCAGUUGAGCUUAAAUUAUAAAGAGCUUGCAAGUAGCUAAGGUUGGACUUGAACUCUUCACCUUUUGGUUUAUAGUUUUGAUUAAUUCGUGACCUUUUCAACUUUGUACAGCUGUUUUGCCGAUGUUAGCACGUUAUUUAGCGCUAACCGUUGCGUAUUAUGAUGAAUCAGGACUGUUACUAAAUAGAACUGCGUGGGACAUGUCUUUCUCGGUAAUAGCCAGCUAGCUGACAUAAGAGAAAAACAUUUACACGUUUAUGAAACGAUUCCGUUUCCGAGUCGUGCGCUGCGUUUCCUUGGCACAUAACACCGUAAACAAAUGACUUAACAAACGCUGUAACAGAUAGAAUAACUGUCGCUUUGAUUGAAGGUCGUUAAGGGCAGGGCAUAACGUAGUUUUGUAAACAAAAUUUAUGCAUGUAUUUUAGUCAGCAUCAGUUAGCUGUAACGUUAAAAAUGACUACCGUUUUGCUGCUAAUUCCGUUCGUUUUACUGUUUUAAUUAAUCUGAUUUACGUAGUUUUGUGAACAAAAUUUAUGUAGUUUUUUAGUCAGUGCCAGUUAGGGCUAACGUUAUAUUGUAUUUUAACGACUGUCAUUUUGCUGCUAAUUUCCUUAUCUUUGUUUUUUUUUUUUGAUUAAUUUGAUCUUAGUUAUCGUAUUCAAAGAGAUAAAUAAAAUGUUCUUAUAACGCUGGUUAUAGAUUAAUUAAAACACCGAAGAGCAGGGAACUAGCAGCAAAACUACAGUCUUUAGAACAAAAGCGGGGUUAUAAUCUUUUACGCAUAAAUUGCCCCAAAAUCGUCGAAUGUGUAUUUUUGUUAUAGUGUAGAUAUAGUGUAGGACAAAUAUAUACCCUUGCGUAAAACCCUAAUCUAAUAAGUCAAACUUACGUAAUAAUAAAUAUCCUGUAAUGUCAUAUAAGGUGCUUAAAAUGUGUCAUACCCGGCAACGCAAAAAACGUCAUAUUAUAAUGUGUAUGGUGAUUAGAACGUUACACGAGCGUAUUAUGAAUGUUGUGAUACAAGACGGACAAAAUUAAGUGUGAAAGAGAUCUUCAUCCUGCAAUUGUUUAUUUUGAGAUCAUAAAAGGGGCAAAAGUUAAGGAAGUAUACACUUUAAGCUUACAGAGUAGUAUAUAUAUUGCAUGUUUUUUUUAUCUUUAAGGACUUAAAACAGUAUAGAAAAUUAGUGUAGUAUAGUAGAGUGGGGGAAGACGGGACACCUUCAGCACAUAAUAUCCUAGUAUCCUGUUCGUGUUUUAAACAAUUGACAACGGUCCAUAGGAGUCGUGAAGAUACGGUUUUAUAAUUUUUUGAAUGUUCUUUGUUUACUACCAAAUGGGACGAGAAAAUAGAAUGAAAAGGUGUCCCAACUUCUUCACCCUAAUAUAUAUAUAGUUUACAGAUUGUAUCCAGCUUGAAAAAGAGAAAUUUCGUUAUAAUAAUUUGUGGUCCAAUUUUUUGUGGUCAAAUUUUGUUAUAAAAAUACCGUUUUUGUGGUCGAUCAUUUUGACAGCCUAUCGGCGUCAUAUACGUCCAAAGUUCAAAACUACGAUUGGAGUAAUAAGGAUAUGACGUGUUAUAACAACACGGGUCAAAAGAUUCACAUCACGUCCGCGCAUGCGCAGUAAAAGAAAUGGAAAAAAAGCGAAAGCCUUGCACAAUUUAAUGCUCACUUUGCAUAAUAGGCUAGACUGCUAGAGUAUGUUGCAGUUGUGGCAUAAGUCACGGCCUACUAGAGGUAUAUCUCUAGUAGGCCGUGCAUCAGUCUAAAAUAAUCUUUGACCAAAUGCAAAGCGAUUUUGUUAGAUUCUACCGUUAAGUGGCAGCUUUAUAAAGAUCCCGUUUUUGGAAGAGAAAUAAGGUUAUCAGUUUUACAAUGCAUGUUUUUAUGGCAAAGAAAAGUUUUUAGAGUUAAUGCGUAUUUACUGUCAUAACAUGAUUGGAACUUGGUUGAUUUUGUUAGGAAUAAAAUACUUUUAACAGAUAUUUUGCCAGAAAUAUAAGAUUGAAAAUGCGUGUUUUUUGUUUAAUAAAAUAGUUUUUACAGUCAAUAAAAGAUUGAAAUUUUGUUUGCUUUCAUUUUCAUUACGUUGUAGAUCGGUUCAACGUGAAGUGUUUAGUUAUUAUUGUGACGUUACAGAGCGAUCUGUCGUUAGUUACUGUGACGUAACAGAGCGAUCUGUCGCUCAGAAAGUAUGUAAACAAAUACUUGAACGGCAACAGCAGAGAAUAUUGGAAAAUAUGACGUCAUUUCAAGGCCUUUUUAACACUUCAAAUCUAACCGGUUCUACAAACGUGUGCGUAAACACGGAAUCGUGGGGAAAAGCAAUUACCGCCAUAGCCGGGACACUUAUAGUGCUUGGAAAUUUCUUAGUUGUUGUUGUACUAAUGCGACUACCAGCCCGAAGAUUUAGGCCGUUACAUUGGUUCAUUGUACAGCUAGCCGUCGCGGACUUUUUCGUGGGUUUGAUCGUUCUUUGGAUCGGUACAUUUUCAUCUUUAUUUUUGGACACAGUUUCGCUUAUGAGCGGUAUUGCUACAUACGGUGUUCUAGCCGCUGCUACUUCCACGUCUACACUGGGCGUACUGUUUAUAGCAGUUGAUAGGCACUUCUAUAUAUUGAGACACAGAAGGUAUAAGCAAAUUAUGACACGGUUACGAGUUGGUACAGCGAUUGUUGUGGCUUGUGUCGUCCCUGCAACGUUUUUCGUGGUCGUGCCUGCUUUUGGCUGGAACUGUAUUCAAUCCUGCGAUUGUAGGCUGUAUAAUAUUGACCAGAAUAGAAGAUAUUGUUUUGGAAGUCACUGCUCACAAAUGAUGACACCUUUUAGAGGGGAGACGGUCUUGGGAGGGGGAAUUUGCUUGUUGCUGUUGUUGGUCGUUUCUGUUUCCGUGUACGUAAAGAUUUUUGUGCAGGUUCGAUUCCUCACAAAAACAACAGGAAGACAAAGAAAUCGGCGAAACUCAGAAAUGCAGAUGAUAAAAACAAUGCUAAUUGUCCUCAGUGGUUUUGUCUUCACCACUGGACCUCUAGCCAUCCUAUGCGUUGUUUCUUACUUUCACAAUGUCCGGGAGUUGCAUAAUACUAUGAGGAUACUGGUUGUGAUCAGCACGAUUAACUCAAUCCUCAAUCCCAUCUUUUAUUUCUGGAGGAUCCCGGAUCUGAACAGCAACCUUCGCAUUAUGAUCCGAGAUUCGUUGAUCUUCUGCUGUCCUUCUUGCUUUGCGGAUGAUAACGGGGUCCUCAGAGGUAGGAAGAAACUAUCCUCUGUAAAGCUGAAGACUUCUUCCAACCCAAGAAGACAGAAUGUGAGGCAGAGUGAAUCAAGUCUGAGUUUACAAUUCAAGAUGCCAGAUAGGGAAAUAACACGAUCCAGAGACAACAAUUGAGUCAAGCAAUAAUUCUUCUUCUGGUGGGAAAAAGCGAAUAAGUGCCCAAUUUUUCAGUUGGAAACAGAACUUUUUUUAGUUAUACACAUAAGAAGCUAACUUGGUAAGACAAAGAGAUUUACAAAUAAGCCAAGUAACAUACGAAUUUUUGUUUUUUCUGGAAACGGCACGAUUUUACCCAAAUUUUUGUGUAAAAGACAUAAUUUAAAAUUGAAGCUUAAAUUUUGUGUAGACACUAAUUUUUUGUGUUUGGGCACCAGAUUUUUGUUUGGUCUUUGAACACAGUAUCAAUUCAGCCCGUACUCCUAAUGCAUUAGUCAUCCAUUUGUACAGGAAACUAUUUUUGGUAGAGUAAAUGCAUGCCCACUUUUUGCGUGUAUAUUGAAAAACUAACAGCUCUAAGGAUAUUUAUGCAAAAACUAUUGUGUUUUAUGCCAUUUUUGAAUAUUUUUUGACUAAUUUUGAACUGUACCUAUAUUGUGUAGGUUAUAUUUAUUAAUUAAAUACAAUUUAUAUAUAUAAUAUAUAUGCUAUUGUCACAAAUAACAUUUCAACAAUAUUUCCCAACAUAUUUUUGCAUAUCUAUUGAAUUAUUAGUCCAAAAGAUAUUAUUUUGUUACUUCUGCUACAAGGUAUAAUCUAAAUAAUCUUUAAGCGGCUUCUCGUAUAAAAACCAAGCACAUUUCCCGAUGAAGUGUUGUUGAAUGGCAGUUGAAACAUUGGAAAUACACUCAAUUUUUAUAACAGAUGAGCCACCAAAAGAUAUUAUUUGCAGAAAUUGUACCAUAAAAUUGUAACACAGCAUCACAUUACUACUACUUUCCUCUUUCAUUAUAUUAUUACCUUCAUUACACCUAAGUCGUAUAUUACCGUUAUUUAUUAUCAUUAUGUAUUGUGUUUACAACUGCCACCACAAAGUUCUGUAAUACAAGUCUUAACAUUGAAA